Mesorhabditis spiculigera is the source of this 1275-nucleotide messenger RNA. Lineage: Eukaryota; Metazoa; Nematoda; Chromadorea; Rhabditida; Rhabditidae. The record is from the annotation of a GenBank genome assembly.
AUGGGGCGUCUGGCGCUGUUUCUGCUCGCUACUGUAUCGAUUUCUUCUGCUGGAAUAUGGGUACUCAUGGACGCCUCCAAUUGCGUUCAUCUCAAAUGCGAGUGGCGUGGAAUGGGAACGGAUUGUGAGUAUGAUAACACCCACCUCCCGGCUAAACAACAGAAAGAAAGAAAAGCCAUCGCGGAUGGCGCUCCAGUCUAUUACCCAUCACAAGGAGAUAUUAACAAGGACGAGUCCGAGGCCAGCAUUAUGGCAAAAAUAAAGGCUGCGCAUCGUGUGAAUACGUUCACCGUGUUGAAUGACUUCAGCGUCACUAAGAAAUCAAUAUAUACCUGGAGUAGCUGCGGAGAGUCGAAAAUACAUCCCCAGCUGGGCGCAACCUUUCGUAUUUUGGGUGGCCAAAGCUCUGGUCCACCUUUUCUCCCGGAAGAAUACGCCGAAGAAUUGAGAGGAAUUGCCGAAGCAGCCAAUCUACCCCUGGGCGAGGUUGUCGGCUUGAAUAUUCUCUAUGACAUCACGGCAUUCGACCGCAAGCAUAUAUUUGGACUUGGGUGUACAUCCUUGGUGGCUGAAGACGCGAGGGGAAGAAUUUGGCAUGGCCGGAAUUUAGACUACGAAAUGGGCGAUCUUUUGAAAAACAUCACCGUGUUAAUAGACUUUAAACGGAACGGAAAGACGGCAUUCACCGGAGUCACUUUUGUUCUCUACAAUGGGCUUCUAACUGGUCAGAGACCAGGCGCCUUUUCGAUCAGCCUGAACGCCAGAUAUUCCGGGGCCUACAUUGACAAUAUUCUAAUGGAAAUUUAUACAAGGUUCAGAAACCCAGUGAGCUUUGUGAUGCGUGAGGUUUUGGAGGAAGAGCAAAGCUACGCCUGGGCACUUGAUCGUCUAGUUCAUACCCCUUUAAUUUGCCCGGCGUAUAUUACGGUGGCCGGAAUUAAUCGCGGGGAAGGAGCUAUUAUUUCAAGGAAAAGGAUUGGGGCUGCUGAUGUCUGGAAACUUAACAAAAAUCGCUGGUAUAUGGUGGAAACUAAUUUUGAUCACUGGACCCCACAGGGCGAUAAGAGAAAAAAAGUAGCCUCGCAUGCCCUGCAUAAAUUGGGACAAGAAAGGUUGAACGCCGAUACGCUAUUUAAUCAUGUAUUAUCGAGACAGCCCGUUUUGAAUGAUUUAACAAUUUUCACGCUGGUGAUGUCGCCAAGUGAGCCGGAUGUGCUUUUUAAUCAUAUUGUCAUCAGAACAAAUUCGACAAAGAAGAUUGAAAAUUUGGAAAUG